This is a messenger RNA of Trachymyrmex cornetzi, 720 nucleotides long. RefSeq lists its product as uncharacterized. The record is from RefSeq and is a predicted model, not a curated record. Gene Ontology annotation, molecular function: nucleic acid binding. Bases 1 to 720 code for a protein of 239 amino acids. The transcript has a single exon. NCBI's taxonomy places the organism in Eukaryota, Metazoa, Arthropoda, Insecta, Hymenoptera, Formicidae. Gene Ontology annotation, biological process: DNA integration.
AUGUACAGUGAUAACGGUACCAAUUUCCACGGCGCCGACCGCGAACUGCAACGGCAGUUUCACUCGUUGAGGGAUCACCCCGAAAUGCGAGAUGUUCUCGCCGCCGACGGCGUGGAGUUUGUCCCGUCGGCCACUCCGCAUUUUGGCGGUCUGUGGGAAGCCGGAGUGAAGAGCUUCAAAGCUCACUUAAAGCGAGUCGUCGGAGCUCGCACGCUUUCUCGGGCGGAAUUUGCGACGCUUCUGUGUCAAAUAGAAGCCUGCUUAAACUCGCGCCCGAUUGCUGCUCUCAGCGAUGACCCCAGCGACAUGUCCGCGCUCACGCCCGGACACUUCCUGAUAGGGCGUCCGAUAAUCGCGGUUCCGGAGGAGUCCGUGCUCGAGAUGAACCCAGACCACCUUUCCCGCUGGCAGCUAGUGAGCUCCAUGCGGGAGCAAUUCUGGCGUGCCUGGUCGCAUGAUUAUUUGUUGUCGCUUCAGACGAGAACCAAGUGGCGAGACGCCGCGCCUAAUUUAGAAGUCGGUGAUCUCGUCAUUGUAAAGAACCCUUUGCUCCCUCCGAGCAAAUGGGAACUCGCGAGAAUCCAGCAGGUUCAUCCCGGGUCCGACGGACUCGUCCGGGUGGUUACGAUACGCACUGCGCGUUCUCUACUGAAGCGACCUAUAACGCAACUGUACAAGUUGCCUGUAAAUUGUAAAGCGUCGGCGUCAGAAAGCGACUGA